Messenger RNA from Equus caballus (horse), 8570 nucleotides. RefSeq names its product BBX high mobility group box domain containing (gene BBX). Gene Ontology annotation, biological process: regulation of transcription by RNA polymerase II. Gene Ontology annotation, molecular function: DNA-binding transcription factor activity, RNA polymerase II-specific; RNA polymerase II transcription regulatory region sequence-specific DNA binding. Lineage: Eukaryota; Metazoa; Chordata; Mammalia; Perissodactyla; Equidae. The record is from RefSeq and is a predicted model, not a curated record. Gene Ontology annotation, cellular component: nucleus.
CUCUCGGGGUUGCAUGUACUGUAUGUGGAGCAGUGUACAGUGGAGCGGAGGCAGAGCGGCUCCGCGAGCUCCUCGCCACUUUCCCAUAGAGCAGCCCCGACUGGCCGCCGAGGGCGAGCCACACACACGCCCUCGCGCCCGGCGAGCCCGCGAGGUCGCUAUCAUAUGACAAAGGCUGCACGCGGUUCAUCUUGCUCCCCGUGUACUUUCCAUUUGCCUUCCUGGAAUCCUGCUGCAUCACAGAGGCUGGAAAUUCUGAUGUUCCAUUGAAAUCACAAUGGAAAGCCUUGACUUGACGGGUCACAGUAAUGAAAGGCAGUAAUAGAAAUAAAGAUCAUUCAGCAGAAGGCGAAGGGGCUGGAAAACGACCCAAACGAAAGUGUCUUCAGUGGCAUCCAUUGCUGGCAAAGAAACUUCUAGACUUUUCAGAAGAGGAGGAAGAGGAAGACGAAGAGGAGGAUAUUGAUAAGGUUCAGCUUCUUGGGGCUGAUGGCCUAGAACAAGAUGUUGGUGAGACCGAAGACGAUGAAUCACCAGAACAGCGCGCCCGGAGGCCAAUGAACGCAUUCCUCUUAUUUUGCAAACGCCAUCGCUCCCUUGUACGUCAGGAACACCCCAGGCUUGAUAACCGAGGUGCUACCAAGAUCCUAGCUGAUUGGUGGGCUGUUCUCGAUCCAAAGGAAAAGCAAAAAUACACAGACAUGGCCAAGGAGUAUAAAGAUGCAUUUAUGAAAGCAAAUCCUGGCUACAAAUGGUGUCCUACCACAAACAAGCCCGUGAAAUCCCCAACACCCACUGUCAACCCACGAAAGAAACUCUGGGCCUUCCCGUCUGACUCUUCGAGAGACUUACCAAGCCCCAAGAAAGCUAAGACCGAAGAAAUGCCUCAGCUUAACUUUGGAAUGGCCGAUCCUACUCAAAUGGGCGGCCUGAGCAUGCUGCUUUUAGCUGGAGAACAUGCUCUUGGCACACCAGAGGUGUCUUCUGGCACUUGCAGGCCUGAUGUUUCAGAAUCCCCUGAAUUGCGUCAGAAGUCCCCAUUGUUUCAGUUUGCUGAGAUAUCUUCAAGUACAUCCCACCCUGAUGCUCCUUCGAAACAGUGUCAAGCAUCAGCCUUGUUUCAAUUUGCAGAGAUUUCAUCAAACACUUCGCAGUUGGGUGGUGCCGAACCUGUGAAACGCUGUGGAAAGUCUGCGCUCUUUCAACUGGCAGAGAUGUGCCUGGCGUCAGAGGGGGUGAAAAUGGAGGAAUCAAGGCUAGUAAAAGCAAAAGAAUCAGAUGGCGGAAGAAUUAAAGAAUUGGAGAAGGGAAAGGAAGAAAGAGAAAUAAGAAUGGAGAAGACAGAUGAAGCCAGGUUACAGAAGGAAGCUGAAUUUGAAAAUUCAGCUACAGAACACAUAAGAGAUUCUAAGGAAUUAAGAAAUUUCGAGGAGGUGAGAAUGGAUGAUAUAAUGGCUCUAAAAAUGGAAGAUCCCAAAGAAAUUAAAAAGGAAGAAUUAGAGGAAGAUCAAAAAUGUAGUCACUUCCCUGAUUUUUCUUACUCUGCCAGUAGCAAGAUAAUAAUAAGCGAUGUUCCCAGUAGAAAGGAUCACAUGUGCCAUCCUCAUGGAAUUAUGAUCAUCGAGGAUCCCACAGCGUUGAACAAACCAGAAAAGCUAAAAAAGAAAAAGAAGAAAGGCAAAAUGGAUCGGCAUGGAAAUGAUAAAUCCACACCCAAGAAGACUUGCAAAAAGAGGCAGUCCUCGGAGUCUGACAUCGAGAGUGUCAUGUACACCAUUGAAGCCGUGGCAAAGGGAGACUGGGGCAUUGAGAAACUUGGAGAAUCUCCUCGCAAGAAGGUCCGUACAUCCUCAAGUGGCAAGGGAAGCAUUUUGGAUGCCAAGCCACCAAAGAAAAAAGUGAAAUCAAGAGAGAAGAAAACGUCCAAGGAGAAAUCCUCAGACACCACCAAAGAGUCAAGACCUCCAGAUUUCAUUAGUAUUUCCGCCAGCAAGAACAUUUCUGGUGAGGUGCCAGAGGGUAUAAAAGCAGAACCAUUGACCCCCAUGGAAGAUGUGUUACCACCCAGCUUGUCGGGACAGGCCAAGCCUGAGGACAGUGACUGUCACAGGAAAAUAGAGACUUGUGGCUCCCGGAAAUCCGAGAGGUCUUGCAAAGGUGCUCUUUAUAAAACCCUGGUGUCUGAGGGCAUGCUCACCUCUCUGCGGGCUAAUGUUGACAGAGGGAAACGAAGCUCAGGAAAAGGAAACUCCUCCGAUCAUGAAGGGUGUUGGAAUGAAGAAAGCUGGACAUUUAACCAGAGUGGGACCAGUGGGAGCAAGAAGUUCAAGAAGACAAAGCCGAGGGAAGACUCUCUCCUUGGGUCAGCAAAGCUGGAUGAAGAAUUUGAAAAAAAAUUCAGCAGCCUCCCUCAAUAUAGUCCUGUUACGUUUGACCGGAAGUGUGUCCCUGUCCCAAGAAAAAAGAAGAAGACUGGAAACAUGUCCUCAGAGCCGACGAAAACCAGCAAAGGUCCUUUCCAGUCUCAGAAAAAGAACUUAUUCCACAAAAUUGUCAGCAAAUAUAAGCACAAAAAGGAGAAGCCUAAUGUUCCGGAAAAAGGAAGUGGGGAUAAAUGGUCAAACAAGCAUCUCUUCUUGGAUGCCAUUCACCCUGCGGAAGCCAUAUUUUCAGAAGACAAAAACACCACAGAGCCUGCUCAUAAGGUUAAAAAUGCCCCAUCCGUUCCCAACACUCCAGAGCCAACAGCAACGCAAGAACCCUUGGUGGGCAGCCAAAAGAGAAAGGCAAGGAAAACCAAGAUCACACACCUUGUCAGGACAGCCGAUGGCCGGGUGUCACCAGCAGGAGGUACUUUGGAUGACAAACCAAAGGAGCAAAUGCAGAGGAGUCUGCCUAAGGUUGCCGAGGUGGGCUGCCACGACGAGUGCUCCCACAACCCCGAGGCCGCCGAGACCCGGAGCAGCACCCCCGAGAUGCCGGCCGUCUCUGCCUUCUUCAGCCUCGCCGCGCUGGCUGAGGUGGCCGCCAUGGAGAAUGUGCACAGAGGUCAGAGGUCGACUCCGCUCACCCAUGAUGGACAGCCAAAAGAAAUGCCACAGGCUCCUGUCCUUAUUUCCUGUGCUGACCAGUGAAGCACCCUUUCCUUGUAAAACAUUGUGCUUUACCUACUCCCUAGCCUUGUCUUUCCCGAGGGAUGCUAGUGAGUCCACGUGGUGGAAAAUAUAGACUGCACACAAGUGCUUGUCCCCUCCACGGCCCAGGUUCGCUUGAAGCGGAAGUUAGCAUCCUGGGCCGGUCUGUUCUUUCGGAACUCAGAGUCUUUGAGGGUGAUGUUAUCUGUCUGAUAAUGAGCAGAAACGGGAUGAUCCUGGAGCUUUGCUUUCUAUUGAAGGCUUUUGACGGUCUGAGGUGGUAACUUGGUAAAAGGCUGCCUUUAGUGUAGCUCAUUCAGCAUCUCUUUUACCAACCAGAGAGUGUGAAACUAGUUUCGUAUAUUACCUAGUUAUUCUUUCAAAACAAAAACAGAAAACAAAAAAACAAAAACUGACGCACUGCACUAGUUAUUAUUAGACAUUCUUAGUCUUUUUUGUACAUGCAGAUUUAAGUUCUAAGAUGGUUUAUAUAAUAGGUUAUACCUACAUUUAUAUUGUAGAAUAAUAUUAAAAAGCCUGGUCCAGAGACUCCAGCAGCGCGGGCAGGCAGAUGUACCAUUGUUAGCGGUGUAUGCUCGGCCUCGUGGUCCAUAUAUUCUGCACUUUUCUAUUUGCCACCAGAGUGGUAGUUUGCUGGCAAAAAAAAAAAAAAAAAAAAAAAAGGACAAAAAAAUUACAAUUCUUACAAGCUGAAUUUUUUUCUUAGCCUUGAGUGACCAAGAAGAAUUUGCUUGGGGCAAAUUGUGGCAAAUAUUUUCCCAGACCGGGGAAGAAGCGUCCUGCAGAUUACAGAUGCCUGAUGUUUUCAUGCCUCGAGGAUUCUUUUCUUUUUACACAGGGGUCGAAGUGACCAAUGGAUCGUUCAUACAAACAAAAAAAGAAAAAUAUUAUUCAGAAGUGACCUUAGUAUUGCUUCACUAUUCUGAACACAUUGAAGACACUCACUUCAUGUGGACUGUGAGCUACAGACCUUUACAUCCAUCCCAGACAGACUGGACGGGGAGCAAUUGCUAUGCACAGCCUGAUGGGCGCUGCGGGUUUUUAGAGCCAUUUGAGUUUGUGUGGUUAGGGAGGGACUGAGUGAGCAAUGAGGGAGGUGUGCCUGACCAGAGUGGGGCUCCCAGUCAGAGAUCCACCUGCAAGUUUCUGUUUCCUUUGUGUGUUUUGUUGCUUUUGAGCAUAAAACCAACCAUACACAGGCCAGUGCCAAGUGGAUUAACUGGCUCAGAACAUUCAACAUAUUGACUUAACCACCUGACGUUCACGGUGUCUUGUUUCCUAGCAACAGAUGCAAAGUGAUAAAUCAAAAUUAGUCAGAGGCUACAGAUUUUACAGGGUAUUUGUUCCAUAGCACAAAGUAUUCCCCCACUCUUGCAUCGCAGCACAAACUACCAAAUUUUAAUCAUUGGAUUCCAGCAAUAAUUUUUAUUGGUUUUCAAACUGGCGGAAUUUUGAUAGUGUUAGUUCGAGUUUGAAGCUUUUGAAUUAGAUCUCUAAAUGGUGACAGUUUACAAGGUUUUAUCUAGCUUUCUUAUUUAUACUUGACUGAAUUGUAAUGAUGAUUUUUUUUUUCUAAUCGUAAUUCGACCUAAUAGCCAUACAAAAAAUGACUCUCUUAGUACUGACUUAGGUUUAGCUUUUCAUGGUUGUAGAUAUUACUUCAGUUUCGGUGCUGGAAAAUAUGUACAACGUACUAACAGAAUCGAAAAAGAAUAUGGAGAUUUGUUUUUUUCAAAGCAGGGAAAGAGGGCAGCAGAGCAUUGGAAUGGUGUCCUCAAAUGCAUGUUCAUUGUGGGCCUGGAGGAAGAGGGAAUUAGUAAGCAGGGUAAUCAGAGGUGAAAGUUCAACCCCAUUCACGUAGAAAUAAACCAGGUGAGCCGCCCCGGAUUUUAGCAUAGUAUUUUUACUCUGAUGCUGUUUUAUUAAUGUUUUCUAAAUUUCAAAACACAAAGUGAAUGUCUGGAAAUUGCUGGGUCCCAAUAUUGGUGGCUGUUGGAGUUUUUGGACCACUUGCUAGCAGUGAUUUAAAAAUUAUAAUUAGCUAAAAUCCAAAAAAAAAAAAAAUAAACCAACAACAAAAAUUGUAUGGUGCAGAACAUGCGCCUUGACAAUGGUACUAACUUGUUAUUCUAGAGAACACAUUAGAAUAGAUCUAUUUUUGCCAGAGCACCCUCCUUCAGUCCUCCGAUUACAUUUCACUAGAGUUCCUUAAGAGAUUGCUGUAUAUUCAUGGGACCUUUUUUAAAAAAGAAGCAAAACAAAAGAUUACUUUUUUCUAUGUGAUUAAUAUCUUACUUGAUCUGCUUUUCCUAAACCUCAGUGGCUUUUCCCUUAGGCAGGGGUGGGGCGGGCGGGCAACCUACUGGAUAUGACUGUUUUCAGAUACUUUAAAAAAAAAAAAACCUUUUUGUAGAAAUGCUUAAUUUUUAAGCGGUUAGGCACUGAGAGUAGCAGAAAUCCUGCAAAGCUUUAUAGUCCUUUAGACACUCACCUUGUCGUUUCUCUGAGUGAAGUCUUGAUUUCAAUAAUAGUGCUUUCCUCAUGCCCUGAAUCCGCUGGAGAGGGCUGUUGGUAUUUUCAGGUAACAACAUUUGUUAGCACAAAUAUUUCAGACCAACAUGUAGUACCCCCCCCAUUUAUCAUUUUCAUUUCAUUUCUCUCAAUCUUUUUUAUUUUGGAAAAUCAUAUUGCUAUGGUGUGUACCUUAAUCUGCCAGCAAACACCACCUACACUAACAUUUGUCCCAUAAACAUCCUCAAGAGAAAAAGUUGUUGCACCUUAUGUAUAUCUCAAGCAAACCAAAAUAUGAUGCUCUUUCUGCUUUGUUUUAUUCUAAAUUGUUGUAUCAUAUCUUUCUGAAACCAUUCUGAAUUUAGUUGAAAUUAUCAAUAUUUAUGCUUUUAACCUUAAUUUCUGGAUUCAAACCUGUAUAUAAAUCUUUUGAAAAAAAUUGUCCUAGCCCUUCUCUGUGAUGCUGGAAGUGGAUGAUUUAGUCUCAGAUGGAGACGCAGUACUGUUCCAGUUUUCUUUAGCCUUUUAUUUAUUUAGUUAUUCUGGGUCUUUCCUUUGUAAUUUUGAAGUGUGUAGAGUAUAUUAUAGUAACUAACGCUGCAGCUCUAAGAAGCUGAGUGAAAGAAAAAAUACUGUAAGACAUCCUUUCUAAGUUUGUAUCUGUUUGGAUACUGUAUUGAGAUCAGGAAAAGGAGAAACGUCCCACAGCCACGUUAAAUUAGGUGAGCUCCCAGAUUCCAGGUCAAAACUGUUGCUUCAUUAAAGCCCUUUUCCAAGGCUCAGUCCUACUGUUGUAAUUCUGGCAGUCUCUUCCCCACAAAUAUCAGAAGUGCUUAUGUUUAAUUCUGUCAGAUGAGCUUUCCACCAGGGCCAUCCCCAGGCCAUGCUGACUGCUUUCCCAUGGUAUCACUGUUACUCCGGUUCCCUCCACUAAAACCACUGGAGAAAAACAAGUGAGGGAGCACCAUGAACAGCCCGGAGCAGCCCAGCUGCUCUGCUGGCUCAGAAUCCAACAUGUCUGGCCCCGGUCGUUUUCUCGUUCAGUCAGAUGCUCCUCUGCCGGAGUCAGAGGAAAUUUUGUCUGUGGUCUUUGGCUCGUCGGAUGGAAAUGUUUGCACCUAGGUAGAAUCUCAAGCAAAUUCUAAAUCGAUGCAGAACCAGGAGUAAGCUGACAGCUGAAUGACAUGUUUUGUUUAUACGGUGUGGGGGAGGGAUGAGAUUUGUCACAUCGCUCUGUCCCAAGUCUGGCAUUUGGCACAAUCUGGAGCAGGGGCAUCCUGCUGCCUGCUAAUCUGCUGUAGGAAUCGUGUGUGUCUGGAGACCAGCGGCUGGAGGCUGGAGGCUGGAGGCCGGAGGCCGGCGUCCGUAGAGCAGAGGGAAGCCCCGCCACCUCGCUGGGGGAAGGCAGGAGGUGGGGAGAGGCCUGGCGGCGUCCUCUGUGAAGGGAGAGCGGACGCAAUGCUGUGGAGGGGGGAUCCCCUUUGGUCGCACGCUCCACAGAGCCCUGACCGAAGGCCAGUCCUCAUGGCUACCUCGGCUUUAAGAGUUCAUUUCAGUAAGUCCUGUUUCAAAGAUUUGUCUUGUUUUGCUUCUACCUUCAGUGCCACUGUUUUCCACUGCAGUGUUUUGACUUUGCAAACCGCCUUCUCCAGAGAGAACAAUGUAUUGCUGAAAACGGGCAGUAGAAGCAAAUGCUGUGAUUGCAUUUGACCCGUGAAGUAUUCAGAGUGACUUCUAGGUGGAAAUUAAAGCUUAGCUUUCCCCGCAUAGGACCUUGUUUUGCACCUUAUGAAGAGUGUACUAAUUGUUAAUUAGAUGUUGCUUUUAUUUAUACAAGCAUUCCCAAAGAAUUAGAUUUGGAUUUUGUUUUUAUUUGAGUUUUGGGAUUUUUAAAAAUUAUCUUGUUUAGAUUGACUAACAUUAUACUUAACAAUAAACAGGAAACAGUUGUUCAGUUCGUCUUGCCAGCCAGGUCUGGUGAAGUAUUCAGGGUCUGAUGAACUCCUUGCCUUAGUUCGGCAGUGAUAGCUAAGUUUAUUAUACUCCAUCAUAAAUGACCUUGUCCUUUUCACUGGGGACGUUAUCUUCCUUACAUUUCAGAGCAAAGAGGCAACAAAAGAGAGAAAAGACAAUAUACUGGACUCCCUUCGUCCACCUCCAUCUCUUUGUGCUAUCUUUCCUUUAAAAAUUAUUUUAUACUUUUUGUUCACAAGAAAAAUAAUUUUCUCUCCUGGCCAAAUUUUAUUCGUGGUAUUAUGAUUCACACUAAUAAAUCGAGAGGGAAACCUUGUCCUUAGAAGUUCUGUGGCCACUGUUUUCUUGUUGCAAUCCGUGGUCAACGUUGAUCCUGCCCUCAGUUUGACUUUUAUUUGCCCAGAACUCAUGAAGAUUACUCCUCCCUCCAAAGAUUGCCUAAGAACUUGGGCCAGAACUGGUUACUGAGUGACCAGGACCGGAUUCUAUGCCUCCGAACCGUCCCACCCACACUGCAAAGUCUUACCUCACAAGCUCUAACCUAAAUUGCAGAGGCGCCAGGAUUCACAGGCUGAGAGGGAUCUCUCUUUGUGGCCCCCGAGGGCCGGCCGUGUCCCCUGACACCUCACAGCAGUGCCUCGGCUCCAAGAGCGGCAGGACUGGGGGAAGGGAAACUUCGCGAUCAGAGCUCAGCAAGGUUUUUCUCAUUUCAUUAGCCCUAAACAAGUCUCUCGCUCUCAGGAAUUUGUCAAAAAUAAGAGUAAAAAACCACCUGAGAUUCCACCCACCCGAUUAUGAACUUUUCUCAUAGGUUUGAAUUGCUUACUGACACGUCAUAAAUUAACCAUAGCCUCAUUCGACCACCAGUUCUUAAGUCUCUUCACAGUUUCAGCAUGACCUAAUCACUCAUUUUUUUUUUUUUUUUGCUUU